CACGCCCCUUUUUUUUUAUUUCCCUGCGCCGCGCGACGCGUGUUGGUCCGCGCUCGUCUUCUGCUGCAGAGAGUGGCGCUCGUGACGUCAUCCUGCUGGAGAGGCUGCUGGGCACGGGCGGAAAAUGGGCACAGAUCUGCGAGGACAAAAGUUUUGGACUGUGAGGAAAACCGAUUAAGUGCCAGAAAUAGGCCUAACAGCAGUCAAGACCUUAUUGAAGAACUAAAUCAAGAACUUGUGACUCAGAGGGAGCAUGUGUGAUGAUCCUCUGUUCCUUGCUCAGCCCGCAGCAAACCCAGCGUGCCUGAGAUGAGUGGUCCUCUGUGGUGCCCGGCCCCUGUCCCUGCCUGCUCUUGGCAGCGCUUGGUGGCGUGAGCAGAUUGCUCCAUCCUGGCAUCCACGGGAGCGUGGAAUGGCCUCUUUGGACCUGCCGUACCGUUGUCCUCGCUGUGGGGAACACAAACGCUUUCGGAGUCUGUCGUCUCUUCGUGCCCAUCUGGAGUACAACCACACCUACGAGACCCUGUAUGUGUUGUCAAAGUCCAACAGCGUAUGCGAUGCCGCUGCGCUACUCCCCCUAGUGGCUGACGGAGCCCUCGCCGCCGAAUCCCGCUUUCCUUACCGCGAACUGCCCUGCUCUGGAGAAGAGCUCGGGCUUGCGCCUUCAUCUACUGCUUGCUACCUGCCCAAUGUGGAGUUUCCUCUGGGUGAGAUCCUGGUGAAGACAGCCAUGAGCUCCGGCGACGCCUUGUCCUCCACGGGGAACAACGCCGUGGCGGUGGCCGCAAACGUGGCUGCUAGUGCGGUGGAGGCGGCUUACGAGGAGGGACUGGCCCGGUUGAAAGCUCGAGCGUUUGAGAGGCUCGAACUAGACGAAAGGCUCGAGAAGUUGUCGGAGGAGGUGGAGCAGAAGAUUGCGGCUCGCGUCGGACGUCUGCAGGCGGAGCUGGAGAGGAAAAGCUUGGAGCUGGAAAAGGCAAAGGUGGAGAGCGAUAGGCUCAGUCAGGAGAAGCAGGACCUGGAGGACAAGGCCACUGAGCUUUCGCGGCAAGUGGAUGUUUCUGUGGAGAUGCUGGCUAGCCUUAAACAGGAUCUGGUUAACAAGGAGCAGGAGCUCUCACACAAACAACAAGAGGUGGCCCAGAUCGACCAGUUUCUGCAGGAAACAGCUGCUCGUGAAGCCAACGCCAAAGUGCGUCUUCAGCAGUUCAUCGAGGAGCUGUUGGACCGGGCAGACCGCGCUGAGAAACAGCUCCAGAUCAUCAGCAGCUGUGCCACCACCCCCAACGGCAGCCUGGGACACUGCAGUCUGCAGGGAUCUAAAGCUAAUGGACGACAGAGAAAUUCCAGUAUCUCUGGGGCAUCGAGGGGAAUGUACCAAGUGUCUGAUCGACGUUCGUCCCCCAGCACUGCUGCAUCAGGACGAGGGAAGUCUGUGUCCCAGGGGUCAGGAGGUUACGACAGCGACAGCGUGGACCUCCACGCUCUGGAGGACUGUCCAGAUGCUCAGUACUACCACGUCCAGUGCAGACUCGGGGAAGGAGGCGGAGGAGGAGGAUACGAAAGAGCUGCUGCCUCCCGGAGCUGGGGUCUCCGCAAACAGGCCAUCCAGAACUGGCAGCGCCGGCCGUACCGGAACAGCACGGAGGGAGAGGAGGGCGACGUGUCUGACGUAGGAUCCCGCACCACUGAGUCCGAGGCCGAGAUGUGGGAGCAAGACAGGAGAGCGGAGAGCCAGCACGGGGGGAACCGGGGAGGAUACAGGCUAGCUACAGGUCGUUCUGAAGGGGGAUACAAGCCCUGUCGCCACGAGAAAAGCCCCUCCAAAGUCAACGAGGUGAUCAGUCCUGAGGUGCUGAAGAUACGUGCCGCUCUCUUCUGUAUCUUUACCUACCUGGAUACGAAGACGCUCCUGCGGGCGGCCGAGGUGUGCCGGGACUGGAAGUUUGUGGCUCGUCACCCGGCGGUUUGGACCCGAGUGCUGCUGGAGAACGCUCGCAUCUCUUCAAAGUUCCUGUGCACUCUGUCUCAGUGGUGCACACAGACGCAUUCCCUCAUCCUCCAGAACCUCAAACCUCGGCAGAGGGGCAAAAAAGAGACGAAGGAGGAGUAUCUGAAGAGCACACGUGGCUGCCUUGAAGAGGGUCUGGAGGCUUUGUUGAAAGCUACUGGCAGUAAUCUGCUCAUCCUGAAGGUGUCUCAUUGUCCGAAUCUAUUGACCGAUCGCUCUCUGUGGUUGGCGAGCUGUUAUUGCAGGGCUCUACAGGCUGUCACAUACAGGAGUGCGACAGACCCUGUUGGACAGGAAGUUAUCUGGGCAUUGGGAGCUGGUUGCAGAGACAUCAUCUCGCUACAGGUGGCACCAUUGCAUCCAUGCCAGCAGCCAGCACGCUUCAGUAACAGGUGCCUGCAGACCAUUGGCAGAUGCUGGCCACAUCUGCGAGCGCUGGGAGUGGGCGGAGCUGGCUGUGGCAUACAGGGAUUGGCUUCUUUGGCGAGGAACUGCAUGAGGCUCCAGGUUCUAGAAUUGGACCACGUCAGUGAAAUCAAUCAGGAAGUGGCUGCUGAGAUGUGCCGAGAGGGACUGAAGGGUCUGGAGAUGCUGGUGCUCACCUCCACUCCUGUUACCCCUAAAGCCCUGCUUCACUUCAACAGUGUGUGCCGUAACCUGAAGUCUAUUGUAGUCCAGAUCGGUAUAGAAGAUUACUUUGAAGACCCUAACAGCCCAGAGGCCAGAAAACUCUUUGACGAAAUGGUGAACAAGCUGCAGGCACUCAAAAAGAGACCCGGUUUCUCCAAAAUCCUCCAUGUGAAGGCCGAUGGCUUGUGCUAACUCUGCUGUGUUGAGGCCAGAGCCACAUAAAGGUUCCCCGAAUAUUUCAAGUCAUUCACUCCUAGAAGAAACGAGGAAGAAUCAAACACUUCCGCUUCAGUUUGAACUCUAAACACCAGUCUACCACACCAAGACGGGCGCAUCUGUUAGCUUUGACACGACGCAACCAAAUAGAGGAGUCUGUAAAGACAAUACGAACAAACUCUACGAGAAAGCAUAAUUACUUGCCUUCCAACAGGCUGAGGAUUUUUCUCCUACUUGCCAAACACACUAAACUUUUAAUAAGAUCUCAGAGAACAUGACGUCUCCCUUCAGAGCACAGAGCUGCAGGAGGGAGCACUCUCGUAUUCGAGAAUCAUAAAGUCAACGUGAAAUCCAAACAGCACAAAUUUCAAAUGCACAUGGGUAAGUUAGUAAUGUGUGAUUGUGUGAUCAGCUCGAUUGCUUCCCCCGAUGUCCAGCAAAGAGACGCAUUCCUUUGUUAGUCGUCACUUAAGAGCGCCUGGAUUGCGACGGCCAGCCAUAUUACUAGGACAAAAAUCAACAUAACAUAAUCACCAGCUUCAGACGUGGCUUACAGAGACUGUAUUUAGGGGAAGCCGUGUCUCCACAGAGAUUACUUUUACGUGCAGUUAUCUUGUGUCCUUAAGCGCAAGUUCAGACCGAAUGAAAAGAAGCCAAGCUGUUUGUGUCAGACCCUCCAGUCCUUCAGCCGAGGAAUUGUCUCUCUCAUCAUUGGAUCUGUUGUUUCAGACAGAUUUGCAAUGCCUUCUCCAUUAUGUGCCAUCCAUAGCUCCGACGUUGUGUUUUUGAGGUUGAAUUGCGGUCAUACCCAAUGUGCCAUUAGUCUAAAAGGUAUUAAGUCAUACCCUACAAGAUGUGCACUUACCUUAGGAAUUUAAGGGCGAAUAGUGGUGAAUAGAGACAAGCUCAAGGUGCUGUCAGUCUAAUGUAACCCUACUGUUUCACCUCAGACGUCAACAUCUCCAUUUCUUCCUUCACUCACUGUUCUGUGGAACUCGGGCUGGUGCGACUGAAUGGAUUACUUCUCCAUCUGCUCUGUUGAUUUCAGACGCUACUUUCCACGUUUUAAAGGUAGACGUUGCCGAAUGGAGAAUUUCGAGUUCUGAAUGUACACACUGAGGGGAUAAAAACAAAUCCAUACAGUUGUCGCAUUAGGUUCUUCACAGAACCUACAAGUGCUUCACUUCUAAAAUGUGUAGGUCUAUUUUUUUCUUUUUGAAAUAUGAAAUAAGUUAACAAUAGCCAUAUCAGGCCAUGAGAAAUGAAAAAAAAGUUUUGCCAAGGCAAGCGUUGUUAGUUAACUUUUUCUUGGGCCUCAUUUAUAAAGCGUGCCUACAGAUUUGAUCUUAGAGUGUGCGUACGCUUAAAUCCACGUCAGCGAUCAUAUUUAUAAAAACCGUCUUUGACGUGGAAAAGUGCUUAGCGUCACGUCAGGGUUCGAGCAGACGUAUGCACUUUUUAUUGUCGGAGUACUGCAGGUUUUUGAAAGUGUAAGCUGUUUUUGCAGCUUGCUGCGCUAAAUUAUGAUGAUUGGCGAUAUUUUGUAUGUUAAUGACAUUAAUUAGGAGAGCUGAAACCAUUCAUUUGUGCGCAAAUUCACUAUCAUUUGCGAUUCAUAGAUUUCGAAUCUGAAAGAAAGGCGUAGCCUGUUCAUGUUUUCUGGUCACGCGUUAUUCUAGGAAUCAAACGUACGCAUAACCAAGAGAUGAUUGUAAGAUCAUUUCUUUUAUAAAUGAGGCCCCUUAUGGUUUUAAAUGGAAAAAGCUUAUUUAUGAUAUAUUUUGGUGAAUUUUAAGCAGAUUUACCUAUGACAUGUCAGGUUUUGCUAUUCUGUAAGUUUACUCUAGAAAGGAGUCUGUUUUAGCUGGAAAUCAGUCAUAUUAAGGAAACUAGAGUAUGCCAUUCUCGUCAAGUUUCUUUUUUAAAAAAAACCAUGCUGAUGCAAUAACACUGAUGCAAGUACUGGUGUCGACCUCUCUCAGUGCUGUACCACUUACCCAUCAGGCAUUGCUUCUCCCCUUGGCCAGUCUCUGAGCUGAAAUCACACAGUCCAAAUUCUCUACUCCAAGUGCUUUAGUCAAGGCGAGCAACGUUCUACUUCCUGUCUUAAAACACAUUAUAUGGGUUGAAUUAGCUCGAGAGAAGUAUUCACAGAGUUUACUUUAGGAUGGCUGUUUAACAUGGGACUGGAAACCGCAGAAGUGGAAAAUCUACUCCACCCAUAACCACACACAAUGGCUUUUUCGAGUGCGCUGGCACUCUUGUCUUCUGAAGACUUUAAACAAACAAAAAAACUGUAUGUAUAUGUUGUUUCUAUAGGAAGGAAUUACAAACGGUGUAAAUAUUUGACGAGCAAGAACGAGAUAACCUGAAACGCUUACUGGAUAUCCGCCCCCAACAAGUGGUUUCCCGUUUGGUGGACGUACUGACCUGAAUGACUUUCAGAGAUCGAAGGUAUUUGCAGUAUGCUGUGUAUGAUAGAUGCUUUAUAUUGAAUGUGUAUCAGAGUCCUAUAGAGAUGGAAAUAAUUUAAAGACAGAGUACAGUUUAUUUGAACUAUUUAUUUCUAUAAAAAGAGAUGUCUAUUAUGAUGGCAUGUUUGUGCUAAAGCAUUAUAUAUAUCAUGUUGCCUUUUCAACUGUUCUGCUGUAGAUGUUAUUAGAUUAUUAGAUCUGAGUGCUCUGGAUUACUGCUUGCUGCCUUUCAUUUUUAGACUGAGCAACCGUUGCACCAUUAUGACAAUAAAAAAGUAACUGCUAAUGUUUAGUAUUAAGCCGUCGAUGUUCUAUUUUGUUUAACGUCAAGCCUUUUUAAAGAAUCUGACAUAUGUAAUGCACUUUUUUUAUCGGAGCGCUUCCAGUGCUCUAUUUGGUUUCUUAUCAUUCAUGUGCAAUUCCUCUUUUCCUAAGCUUUGCACUGGAAGACUAUCAGCUUUCCAUUCCUCACGUGAUCAGUCUGUUUAAUAGUGAUUUUUAUUUAUUUUUUUUACUUUAUAUUUUUUUUAUAUUAUGAAGUCCUGGCAGUGGUCUUAUUUGAUGCAUAGCAUUAAACUGCAAUAUAAAAAUAAAUAGCAACAUAAAUAUAUAAAUAUAAUUGCUUGGUCAUGUAAAAACAUUUGAUCACGUUUUUAUUUAUUUUAUUACAUUUUUUUAAUUGUUUUGCUUUAAGUGAGUGGUGAAAGUGACAAUGUGCCGGGUAAUAGUGUGUGGACUGAGCACUUUGAAUAUUACUUUCUCUUUUUUUUUUCUGACUAAAAAUAGACUAACAAGAGUUUGUGAACUACGUGACCAACCCAAACCUGGAGCUGAAUUUAUCUAAACGGAUUAUAAUAAACUGACAGAUACUGAAACUGAUUGUAAAUUGGGAAGAAGGAAGAAAAAGGGAACAAUCACAGAAUGCCACUUUAGCAGGAUACCUGAAGCACUCAGAAAGAUAAAUAUAGCUUUUUACGUAAGCAUAACCAUUGUUUUUGUACCACUAACCAGAACCUUUUGAAACAAUCAGUUAUAGUGGUGUUAGCUAUUGUUAGGUGCCAGAUGUUGUGACAAUUCAUGUGUAUCUGUAAUUGUAACCAUCGAAGCAAUUACCUAUUGUUAAAAGUAUUUCGAAAAGACGAAUCUACAAACAGAUGAUUUUUUAAUAGUGGAGUAUUAUCAGCUUUUUGUUUCAUUAUGUUUUGUUGCCUCAACAUGGUGUGAGAUACAUUUUUCUCAAUCUUAACAUCCAUAUUCAAACUCCACAGCCCUGGAAUGAUUAUUUGAUUAUAUAUAUAUAUAUAUAUAUAUAUAUAUAUAUAUAUAUAUAUAUAUAUAUAUAUAUAUAAUGUAUACAUCUAAAUGCCUUUUAUAUUCAUUUUUUUAAUUUUAUUUAUUUCUGCUGCUGUAUUUAUGAAUAUUGCAUUCCGUCCUUUAUUUUGCAAUAUAUUGCUUUUCCGAUGCCGUGAUGUUACUUAGCCAUGAUACCUCUUGGCUCUGAUUUGAAUGAUUGUAUUUUAUGCCCACCUGUCUGAACUGCUUUCAUGCAUUACCUCAAACAUCCUCUGGCAACAUAAGUUGAAUUGUGUUGCUUUUUUUAUACCAACAGAUUGCAUUGACGUUAUUUAAUGAAUGCCCUGCACAUUCUCUGCCGUUGCACAAAAAAGGCAAUUCAUCACCCGAAGUUAGUUAAUAUUUAUUGGAAAAUGUUCAUGAUUAAACUCCUUUCUUGCUUGUGGGAACAACUGCAGACCUUUUUUUUUUUUUUUUGUUAGGUUUUUUUCCUUUUUUUCAUUUGUUGUAUUGUUGUGGCCUGCUUAAUAACAUUCCUUAUUGUCUGUUGACCGGUUAUCCCAGUUUGCGAAAAGUUGAAUAUAAAUGUGUGAUGGAAUCGUUUACAUUCCAAAAUCUCAUGCCAUUUUGUUCCAGGCAUAUUCUAUGAGUUCUAAUAAAAAUCUGAUACAUAUA
This is a messenger RNA of Puntigrus tetrazona (Sumatra barb), 7299 nucleotides long. RefSeq names its product F-box protein 41 (gene fbxo41). Gene Ontology annotation, molecular function: protein binding. NCBI's taxonomy places the organism in Eukaryota, Metazoa, Chordata, Actinopteri, Cypriniformes, Cyprinidae. The transcript is spliced from 13 exons. Bases 413 to 2833 code for a protein of 806 amino acids. The record is from RefSeq and is a predicted model, not a curated record.